AUGGCCGACUGGGACGAAGAAUACAACCGUACAUUUGGCGCUGGGCAGGCUGCGGUAGCCUCGGGCAGCGCGCCCCCCGCCAAUCCCUUCCUCGAACGCAUACGAGACGUGGCUCGCGAUGAUGACGAUAUCGACAUCGACGAGCUCAUGGCGCCUGCUGGCAUACAAGCCGGGCUUUUCGACCGUACCGGCUCGUCGACGCAGGGGGAACCGCCCAUCCAGCAGCUCAUCAGACACUGGAUGAACGAGCGCCACGCGCCUGAUAUCCUCCCAAUACAAGAACAGCUCCUAGCCAGCAUCUUGGAUCACAUUCGUCGGCAGUCCGACGCUGUGCAGCUGAUACGGUCGGAUCCCGGCGCCUCUCAGGAGGAGCACUUCCGAAUCGUCCUCGUCCAAACAGAGAUCGAGCGCAUCAAGUUCAUCGUGCGGUCGUAUCUACGAACCAGACUGUUCAAGAUCGAGAAAUACGCCCGGUACAUCGUUUCCAACGUAGAUAUCCAGACACGAAUUUCCGCAUCGGAGCGUGCGUAUGCUAGCAAACAAGCAAAAAUCCUAGAUAAUCACUUCUGGGUCACCGUGCUCCAAAGUCUACCCGAAGCCCAGUCGCAUCUUGACGAUACCCCGAUAUUCAUGCCCCCGAUGGUCACAGAACCUGACAAAUCGCGCGCCGUAUUCGUUCACGCUCUCAAACAGUGUCCACCGGUCAUUUUGCCAGAUGGCUCAUCACUCGAAAUGGCGAAAGACCAUAUUUCCCUUGUCCCCUUUUCGGCCGUGGAAAACCUCAUCCUUCGAGAUGAAGUUGAGUUGGUUUGA
Messenger RNA from Pleurotus ostreatus (oyster mushroom), 813 nucleotides. RefSeq names its product GINS complex subunit (gene SLD5). The transcript has 5 exons. Gene Ontology annotation, cellular component: GINS complex. NCBI's taxonomy places the organism in Eukaryota, Fungi, Basidiomycota, Agaricomycetes, Agaricales, Pleurotaceae. Gene Ontology annotation, biological process: DNA-templated DNA replication; double-strand break repair via break-induced replication. The coding region runs from base 1 to 813 and encodes 270 amino acids. The record is from RefSeq and is a predicted model, not a curated record.